AUGUCCACUAGUCUACUGCCACCACCACCACCACCUUCUUUUCGUCGACUUUCGUGUUGUUGGAUGAACCAAAAGAGUUCAGUCUAACGAAUUACUUUGGAGAGGCAAGAGCUCCUCGGGAAAACACGCUCUUUUCCAUCUCUCGAGAUACACCUCGCUUGCGUCGGGUGUCAACAAUUUCUGGUUUUUAGUUUGCGGCGAGGAUUUUUUAACUGUAAGACUGAUGAAAAAGGGGAAUUUUGAUUUUAUUAAGAAGAGAAAGUAGAGUGAAAGUUUGAGAAAAAUUGGAAGAGUUUGACGCCGAAAAUUGUUUUUUUUAAUGUUUUAAAAAGUUAAAAUAAAUAUGCGAGAUUUUAUUUACGAGAGAAGUAAAUGUGUCUUUUUGGUCGUAUAUUAAGAUAAAUUUGGUGUUUAAUAAAAACGGAUUUUAAGACAAAAGUGUGAAAAAGUUAAGUGGAAAAGUGUCAAUUAUUUAAUUAAGAAUGACAACUUUAAGGUUAAUUUGGAAUGAUAUGGACCCAAAACAACUGACAAAAAGUGAAGUUUGUUAACUGUGACGUUUUAUUAAACGAUUAUUAACAAGGGAAAUUAUUGGAUUUUUUAUUGGACAAUUUUUCUGUUCAGGAAAAAAGAACUUUCUCCCCGAAAAAGAUGACGCCACGCUAACUAUUUGGCCCACCUUUUAGUUAAAAAAGGUUGAUGGAAGAUGAUGAACUACAACAACCAGUUUGAUUUCGAUUAUACUAAUCAUAAUCACAGAAAAUCAUCGUGGGAAGAGGUCGAUAAAAAAUAAAAAUCACAGCCUGCGUCGCGCCCCCACUAGCGCCCCGCGGAAGAGCGAGGAUGCAACAGGGGACUGCUGUCAACGGGAUGAAUCCUAUGAAUAAAAUGACAUCACAAAGCACUACCUGUUUCCCUGAUUGGAACUCCGGAAAUGGCGGAAUGGGUGUGUCCAACCCGCAACUCUCCGUCGUGACGACGGUUUGGGGGAUGAGUUCCUCGGUACAAAGUGGGCCUACGUACGGCGGCGGAGGGGGAGGAGGUGGUGGAAACCCGGGCAUGGGCGGGAUGGGGGGUCAAGGGGGUGGCUACAUGAAGAGUGGACCCUACGGAAAUAACCCCAACAUGCAGGCCGGCGGUGGUGGUGGCGUUGGAGUCGGUGGUGGAGGAUAUCCUCAAAGAUUUGGACCCAACGGCGGCGGUGGCACGAUUGGUGACCAUCAUCCCCACUCGAAUCCCCACCAACAUCCCCACCAUCCCCAUCACGGUAAUUAUGCGACGAAUCCAUUAAGUCAAGCAGCCAUGGUCGCCGCCACUGCCACGGCUACCGCUACCGUGACCGCGGUGGCGUUGCAGCAAGACCGUCAACAAGAAAUGAGCCAGUAUGGACAUCCCCAGGUUAGAAACAUGAAUCAAAUGUCGAGUCAGUACGGGAUGCAGGGAGGAGGCCCACACCAAAGUCAUCCACAGUACAACCCCGGACAGCAGCAGCAGCAGCAGAGGAUGGGGAUGAUGAAUAAUGGGAUGAAUAAUAUGGGCAUGAUGAGUAAUAGUAUGGGUCCCACGAACAAAAUGGGGGUGCAGCAGACUGGACAAUACGCCCGAGGAAAUGCGAGAACAGCACCGUAUCCCAAUCCUGCCUCCCACAUGAGUCACAAACGGUCUCAGCAUCAGCAGCAGCAACCACUCCCACCCAGCCAACAACCUCCCACGUAUCCGGGUCCGCCUCCUUCCGGGGGAAUGGGGGGUCAAUCCAUGGGGCCGGCGAGCUACAAUGGCGGCACGUGUACUCCGAGUUGUCCUUGUUAUAAAUCUCCACAGUAUGGCAACCACCCCGGGAACUACGGGAACGGGCCUCCUUCCGGCAUGGUGGGUGGACCACGUGGCGGGUACUCCCCCUACAACCCACACCAUCCACACCCCUCCUCCUCAUCCCAGCAACAAGUCCCCAAUCCUAACCACCCCAACGCCAUGGGAAUGCAUUCGAUGGGCGGUUACGGUGGGAGUGGAGCCUCCAUGAAUGGGAUGCGACCGGGUAUGCGGCAUCCUGGUGGUGGGGGCAUAAUCGGCGGUCCUGGUGGUUCCUCCUCUUCUUCCCAGUAUGCAAAUAAUGGGCAGCAGUAUUACGGCCAAGGACCUCCCAACAUGUCGAUGUCGAAUCAGCCACCACAUCCUUCAAUGAUGAACCAAGUGCCACUCAACAAUUCCUUCAAUACCCCACCCGCCACGCCGCAUCAACAAUCUCAGUCAACAAUGGGUGGCAGUGGUGGUGGACCUCCCCCUGGUUACCAUCAUAGCAAUCCACACCACCCACAAUCUCACCCUCAACAACAAUCUCAUCCACACCCACCUCCUCCCACGUCGUCGUCGUCGUCGUCGUCAUCCGCUUCUUCAAAUCAACACCACCAAUCGCAAUCCAAUUUCAUCUCAGACAAUUUGUCAUCCUCUUCGGGAAGUGGGAGUGGUGGUGGUGGGAAUGGAGCGAGAUCCAUGCAUUCGUACCAGCAUAGUCCAAUCCCUGGCAACCCGACGCCACCUCUAACCCCAGCCUCGUCAAUUCCUCCCUACAUGAGUCCAAAUGGGGACGUGAAGCCUGUGAUACCCAUCUCUAACCCUGUUGACGAAUUACGCCUAACUUUCCCCGUGCGAGAUGGAACGAUCUUGCCCCCGUUUAGACUAGAACAUAAUCUCGCCGUGAGCAAUCAUGUCUUCCACUUGAAACCCACCGUUCAUCAAACCCUCAUGUGGAGAUCGGACUUGGAACUUCAAUUAAAAUGCUUUCAUCACGAAGAUCGACAAAUGAAUACCAAUUGGCCCGCAAGUGUUCAAGUAUCCGUGAACGCGAUUCCCUUAACGAUAGAUCGCGGGGAGAACAAAGCCUCUCACAAACCGCUGUACCUCAAAGACAUCUCAUCCGCUGGGCGAAACACGUUACAAAUCACGGUGACCGCUUGUUGCUGCCCUAACUUUGUCUUGCAGUCCCACUUGUUCGUCCUCCAACUGGUGCAUAGGCCUUCCGUCAAGUCCGUGUUGCAAGGCCUCCUCCGCAAAAGGCUGCUCCCCGCGGAGCACUGCGUCUCCAAAAUCAAGCGGAACUUUAACAACUCGGCCUCCAUGAAUAUGGCGAACGGGACGGAUGGGGAUGGCGUGGAGCAAACGGCGAUAAAGGUGUCGCUAAAAUGUCCCAUAACGUACAAGAGGAUAACCCUCCCCGCACGAGGACAUGACUGCAGACACGUUCAAUGUUUUGAUCUCGAAUCUUACCUCCAACUUAAUUGCGAACGAGGAGCGUGGCGGUGUCCGGUGUGCAAUAAACCAGCGAAUCUGGAAGGAUUAGAAGUUGACCAGUACAUUUGGAGCAUUCUCAACGCCCUGACUUCCAACGACGUGGAAGAAGUUACCAUUGAUGCAGCAGCGAAUUGGAGACCGAGCAAACACGUGCCGGGUUUCAAGCUCGAAGACGACCUCACUGACCCCUGCGGAAUGAAGAAGAUAUCAAAAGCCAUGUCCCCCGGAAACAUGCCGUUGCCCUCGGCGGGUUCCUGGGAUUCUUCCGGCAUGGUGAUGAGCCCCUUCGCCCCCGACAUGAAUUCCAUCGCUUCAGGUUCCUAUAUGCACGGGUGUGGUCCCGCCACCCCCAGUUUGUCCUCCUCCUCCUCAAACAAUCUCACACGUUCCAGCUCUUUCGAUUUCGGUGGGUCGGACCUCCUCGGUGGACCGCUGAGUCAACUGGCCGACUCUGUCAACUCACUCGACCCUCUUAGUUCCAUGGAAAAGACGAUCAACGAACAAGUCGGGAUGCCUGCGCCGCCACUUCGUACAAAUAAUUGUGAAGGAAACAACAUGUCUCACGGGUCAUCGUCUUCGUCGUCCCUGAAUCAAAAUCCUCACACCCCCCAAACCGGACCCCACACUCCUCACACGCCGCACAGUUGUGGUCCUCCCAGUGUCGGACCACACCAUCACACCCCUCCCAACAAUAAUUCUAAUAAUCACCACAACAAUAGUUCAAACAGUGAAUGUGGUGGUGCUCUCCCGGAUACCACGACGUCCGACACGGGACUACCCUCGGAUCUCAAUUUCGAUCCGGAAGCUGUGAUAAAUGGGGAAGGUUCGGGGAAUGAGUCGCUAAAUUUACUACCCGAUUCCGGCGUGGAUCCGAUGGAGCUGCUCUCUUAUCUUGAGCCCCCGUACAUGGAACCCAGCGGACUGGCGACGCCUCCGAGCAGUGGAGAAAGUAAUAAUUCCAACGGCAACGUCAACUCAACCACGCCCCUCGGCAACUCUGCCUCUGAUGAUCUCUUGUCGUUAUUCGACUAAUUUUUUUCCUCCUCCUCGUCGUUCUUAUUAUUUUUAUUUUUUAACAAGAAAAUCUCAUGGAAGCAGAAAAUCUAAGAAUUACCAACAAAACGCCAGUUUUUUUUCUCGUAAUUAAAUUAAUGACUAUGCAUGAAAAAUGUACAAUUUUUUAAAGAGUGGGUAUCAUUUGUAGUGAUAAAAUUUAUAAAAGUUAUGAAUUUGCCCUAGUUUUUAUUUUCGACUUUUUAUCAUUAAGACAGAGUUAUUACCAAACCACAGAUUUAUUUACUACCUCUCUUUCUCUCUCCUUAAUAAAAAUAGGACCACAAAAAACCGAGUGAAAACUAAGGAAUAUCAAUGAUUUUUAUAAAAUAUCUCAAAACCCGCCUCUGUUUUUUAACACAAGAAUCAAACCUUAUUAUAAUAGAUUUUUUACCUAAUUUUUCCUACCUACCUAAGCAGAAAACCUAUUGAUCAAUGAGAAUUUUAACUACCUAAUAAGAAAACGAAUUCAUUUGAUACAUAUAAAUUUUUACCUAUUUAAACGAACUGUGUGUGUCCCAACAAAAAAUGGCCAGAGUUACAACGUCGUCGUCGAGAAUGUAAAAAUAUUUUGUAAGAUUACAUUGUAUAAAGGAUCAACAAUUUCUUGGCAUUUACUAAAAAACUAUGCAAAAUAUUUAGUGUACCGUUUACAUAGUAGUGGAGAGGAUUUGUAGUUGAAUUCUGAAAUUGUGACAAAAUUUCAAACAACACUAAUUGUAUUUACGAUGGGACUUUCAUUAUAAACAUAAACCCACUUUUUUUGCCUAGGUGUAUAAAAAGAAUACAUAAAAUUGUACACGAGAUCUCGGAUUAAUUGGUUGUAUAAGAAAAAAAUAGGGCGGCGAUUAGAGGUCGACGCCGACCAAUUUUCGGCGGCGGCGGGGGCGUGUAAAAUUCUACCGGCGGCGUCGACCUCGGCGACGAUCCCCACCGGUGAAAAAAGACCCGUGUCAAUUAAAAAAAUCAAAAUUGAGUCCUUAUCAUAAUUAAUUGGAAUAUUACAAAAAUUUGUAAAAAAAAGAAUGGUACAACCAACCACCAUCUCAUUACGUAUAAAAAUACAACCACAGCCAACCAACUAAAACCUCUCUCCCUCAUUUUUUAAUUAAAAACCAGUAAAAUAUGUAAAACCUAUAAAAAAUAAUUGUAAAGAAAGUAUUGCUUGAAAAUAGCUCGCCUGAUGCAGUUUGCCUAAAUAGAAAGUAAAAUUACGAAGUAUUGUGCAAGACUUUUUUGAGAGGAGAAAGUACUGUUUUUUUGUGAAAUGUCCUAAAUAAAUCGAGAGGAGUAAGAAAAGAAAGAAAGUAAAGAAACGGAACUGUAAAGUAUUAUUAAAAUUAUAAUUGUAUGAAAAAAAGCCAAUUAGUUAUCUCCGUGUGUGUCCAUAUGGUUGUUACUACGUACAUAUUACCACUACUGGCAGGCACUCUAUAGUACUAUUUAUAAUAAUACAUAGUAAUUAGUAGAUGAGUACUUAUCUAAGUAUGAAAAAAUGUAAAUUAAUUAUUCAAUCCACCGUUGAACCAUAUACACCGUGCUUAUUAUCAUUAUUAUUAAUUAUGUAUCUCUCUCGUAUUUAGUAGGUAAAUGUUUUAUUAAACGGAUCAAUGUAUGUAAAAAUAUUCAUUAUUUUAAUCAACUUAAUUAUUAAUUAUGAAAUAGGUAGAUUAAAAAAACCAUCGCUUCUCUUGAGUAGGUAGAUAGUGUGUAGCUCUGUAGAGGGUACAAUAAAUAGUGAUAGUGACAAUUUCGCAAUAUUAUUAUUAUAUUGUAAGAAUACUACAUAUUUACUUAUUAGCUGUGUGUGACUUAAGUUAUAUCCAAGGCAGAUAUUAAAUAUGAAAAAUGUCAUGCAAAUCAAAAAA
Folsomia candida is the source of this 6209-nucleotide messenger RNA. RefSeq names its product zinc finger MIZ domain-containing protein 1 (gene tna). Bases 844 to 4320 code for a protein of 1158 amino acids. Gene Ontology annotation, biological process: protein sumoylation; regulation of transcription by RNA polymerase II. Gene Ontology annotation, molecular function: zinc ion binding; SUMO ligase activity. The record is from RefSeq and is a predicted model, not a curated record. NCBI's taxonomy places the organism in Eukaryota, Metazoa, Arthropoda, Collembola, Entomobryomorpha, Isotomidae. The transcript is spliced from 16 exons.